Molecule: messenger RNA, 1074 nt
Organism: Striga hermonthica
Lineage: Eukaryota; Viridiplantae; Streptophyta; Magnoliopsida; Lamiales; Orobanchaceae
Source: the annotation of a GenBank genome assembly
AUGUACCGAGGACGACCGGAGGGCACCCCUUUUCAUACACUUCUUGUUGAAGGAUAUGUUGAUGGGCCACUUGAUGUUUGUAUGUGCAUUUCAUGGGAGUCUGCCCUGUAUAAGAAAUGGUGGCCUCAAAUCGCGAUCCCGACUUUCAGAGUCGUCUCGUCGAAAUGUUUACAAAGAGUUCGAGUUGGCGAACAGAUAUCUUUAGUAAGGAUGAAGCUUUCGUGGCCGUUGUCGAGCAGAGAGGCAUUGGUACAUUAUUUCGCGUUCGAAUAUUUCCAAGAUGGCCUAAUGGUGGUGCUCCUUAACUCGAUUUCAGACUCGGAUACUAUUGAUGGAGAUAGUCAUGGAUUCACGAGGGAUGGUAUUCCGGAGCCGGAAGAAGUAGUUAGAAUUGAUGUGGUCGGAGGUUUUGCUUUGCAGAAGGUGAACGAGAACAGGAGUUACUUCCGGACGAUAGCAAACAUGGAUAUCAAGCUCGACUUUGUGCCGCCGGCAUUCAUCAAUUUCGUCUCUAGGCAACUCAUAGGAAGUGGCUUCAAUCUCUAUAAAAAAGCAGUUGCUUCAGUUGUUUCUAAAGGAGACAAAGAAUAUCGUGAGGCUUUGGAGGGCCCGCUUUACAAACAAAUGCGCGGAUCUCUCUAUUCAGGAAAUUCUACCGAGGCCCAAAAUCUGGAAACUCCAAAAAGAAUGAAGUUGCCUGAGGUUGAAUUCAAGCACGGGAACGAAAUCGAGUAUUCCAAAGAAGACAAUGCAGAAGGACAUGAAUCAUUAUUAGACGAUCGUGCCAAGAGAAAGUUGGUAAAUUUUUCAGCCGAUGAUCAAAUUACUAAAGAUGUUACAACCGAUGAUAAGGAAACUGUUGAUGGAACAUAUAACAGCACAAUGGAAAAUUGCGAACCCCAGAUUAGGGAAAAUGUUGCUAUAAUAAGUCCAAAGGUGAAAGAAGCUCUCGACACGUUGGAAAAGGCAAUUUCGCUAUUUCAUGAACCCGAUCGAGUGAGUGAAAAAUCCGAAUCAGGGGAAAAUCGAAUUCUCGAGCCAAGAAUCAUCUCAUAUGGUCAUGCUUCCAGGUGA